UUAGCAAAGUCUCCUGAAUUGGAUGCUAAGAUGUCAGACAUUUGUUAUUCCACUGCGGCAGCUCCUACUUAUUUUCCUCCUUAUAACUUUACGACUGUUGAUGCUAAUGGAAAGCAGUAUCAAUUCAACAUGGUUGAUGGUGCUGUUACUGCUGCCAGUCCGGCCGUAGUAGCCGUUACCGCAGCAGUGAGACGUGCGACGGAAGGGGAUCCAGCAUACCGCUCUAUUAAGUCAUUGAACUUCAAAAAUAUUUUGGUCAUCUCAUUAGGAACAGGUGAUAGUACAGAUAUUGAUACUCCAGAAUCAUACACAGCAGAAGAGGCAGCUAAAUGGGGUGCUUUUGACUGGCUAUGGCAUAACAAUACCAGCCCUUUACUUAAAGGGUUAGUUUCAGCAAGUUCAUAUAUGGGUGAUUAUUACUUGGCCACUAUCUUUCAGGCUCUUGAUUCAGAAAAGAAUUACCUCAGGGUUCAAGUAAGGCCAUCUCCUUCAAUAAAUUAGUAAUUAUUUUUAUGU
This is a messenger RNA of Capsicum annuum, 516 nucleotides long. Its product is annotated as probable inactive patatin-3-Kuras 1. Gene Ontology annotation, biological process: lipid metabolic process. The annotation marks the transcript as partial. The record is from RefSeq and is a predicted model, not a curated record. The transcript is spliced from 2 exons. Gene Ontology annotation, molecular function: glycerophospholipase activity; monoacylglycerol lipase activity. NCBI's taxonomy places the organism in Eukaryota, Viridiplantae, Streptophyta, Magnoliopsida, Solanales, Solanaceae.